AUUUUCUGACUAAAUCUCUAUCCCAAGCCUCUAUAUUUCACAGUGGCACCUUUUAUUUUUAUAAAAGUUCAUCUCAAUUUCCAUAGUUCAAACGCUAAAUUUCUCGUCAAGAGAUGCUCAAACUCGGUUCAGCGAUCGUAAAUCGGGCGCUAUGUCGCCAUAUGGGAGCAACUAGUAUUAGCAGUGAGCUAGUAAUAGCCCAUCCGGCGGCAAUAUUGGACACUAAGGACAAGGACAAGCCCAAGGAAGCACCGAAAGCCGAACCAGAAAUUCAAAUGAAUGGAGAAUUGCUCUUAAAUCAUGCCAUCCUUCAAUCACAACGCAAACCCCUUGAAGUCCCCACUGUAGUAUCUGGUGAGGAGUUCUUUACCAUGGACAUGCAAAAGGUAUGCUGUCCGCAUGAAAUUUCCGAGCACAUCGCACGUGUCUUUUAUGCAAAUCGUUGUCAAAUCGAAAAAGCCAUCAAGUCGUCGCUUGAUGCCCAAGGAAAUUGGAGUAUGGUGCCCGCUGAAGAACGUCUGGCAAUUUGGCGUAAAGCGGCCAGUAUUAUAGAAUCAGAUUUAAUGGAACUGAAAGUCCAUCUAAUAUUAUCUCUGGGCAAAACCGAGUCAGAUGCCUCCAAUGAUGUGUGUCGUUUGCUUAAUUCGCUGAGAUCCAAUUCCGACUAUCUAGAACAUUUAUCUCAACUGCGUUUUGAUAUUACGGGCGAAGUGAAUGUUUUUCCAAGCUUUUAUUUGCGUCCCUUAGAUGGUUUUGUAGCUGCCAUGUCUUCGUUUGAGUCAGUGGCUUUGUCAGCAGGCUUGGCUCUCAGCCCGGUGCUAAUGGGCAACACUGUCCUAUGGAAUCCGGCAUUGGAAGUAGCUUCGGCUAGUUAUUUGGUAUACAAGGCUUUCCGUAAGGCUGGCUUGCCCAAGGGUGUGCUUAAUUUUGUACCAUCCAAUGACCGUUUGUUCGUGGACACAAUCACGGAUUCUAUUCACUUUGCUGGCGUCAAUUAUCACGGCACGGCUGAGGGCUAUCGCCAUAUCCAUAAAUUGGUUGGCGACAAAAUGAAGCGUUAUAUAUGCUUUCCCCGCCUGGCGGCCGAAUGUCAAGGGACGAAUUUCCAUUUCGUUCAUUCCAGCGCCAAAUUGGAUGCCGUCUGCUCGGCCACAAUGGAUGCUGCCUUUAAUUUUGCUGGCCAAUACUCCACAUCCCUUUCCCGUCUCUUUGUGCCCUCUUCCCUGUGGCCGGAGCUAAAGGAGCGUCUUUGCCAUGCCAUCGCAGAAUUGAAAGUGGGCAAUCCCACGGCCAAGGAUACAAAAAUGGGUCCCGUUGUCAAUCAUCUGGCAUUUGAACGUCUUGAGAAAUUAAUUAAUCGCACCAAACUCACCCAUACGUUGGAAAUUUUAUGCGGUGGCAAUUGUGAUCGCAGCGUUGGUAAUUUCAUAACACCAAUCUUGGCCGUAGCUCAAGAUCCACUUGAUCCGCUGCUAAGCGAACCCAUUGGAGGGCCGAUUCUUCCAGUGUUUGUCUAUGCCGAUGAUGCUCUAACCGAUGCCCUCCAACUGCUGGCCCAUCAAUCGAAAUACGCUCUCUCCGGUUCGAUAUUUGCCUCACGCGAUGAAAUCAUUUCCCACUGUCUAAAGCACUUGCGCAUGUCGGCCAGUAAUCUGUAUAUAAAUGAACGUUGCACAGGCCAUCCCGAUGGCAUUCCACCAUUUGGUGGGAAUCGUUUGUCGGGCACAAAUGACAAAUCUGGUUCUGCCUAUUUCCUUAUGCGUUGGAGUUCGCCCAUGCUGGUCGAAGAGACUCUGGAUACUCCCAUGGCUGUGCCACUUUCCAUCGAGAAACGUACCUAGAGAGAAAAUAACAAGUUCAAUAUGUUUUUGUUUUUUACACAUACAACAAAUUUCACGUAAUAGUGACGGACACAAGGAACACUAAAGUUAGUCGAUAGUUUUUUCUGUUCCUUUCAGUUUUCUUUUGUUUUUUUAACCAUUGAGUAUUUCAAAAUUUUUUGCAUAAUAAAGUUAAGUUAAGAUCAGAUUCGUUAUAAGCA
Molecule: messenger RNA, 2041 nt
Organism: Drosophila willistoni
Lineage: Eukaryota; Metazoa; Arthropoda; Insecta; Diptera; Drosophilidae
Product: delta-1-pyrroline-5-carboxylate dehydrogenase, mitochondrial
Exons: 1
Coding region: 114-1841 (575 amino acids)
Cellular component (GO): mitochondrial matrix
Molecular function (GO): L-glutamate gamma-semialdehyde dehydrogenase (NAD+) activity
Source: RefSeq, a predicted model, not a curated record